Messenger RNA from Anastrepha obliqua, 1080 nucleotides. Its product is annotated as farnesyl pyrophosphate synthase-like. Lineage: Eukaryota; Metazoa; Arthropoda; Insecta; Diptera; Tephritidae. The record is from RefSeq and is a predicted model, not a curated record. Gene Ontology annotation, cellular component: cytoplasm. Gene Ontology annotation, molecular function: dimethylallyltranstransferase activity; (2E,6E)-farnesyl diphosphate synthase activity. Bases 1 to 1080 code for a protein of 359 amino acids. The transcript has 7 exons. Gene Ontology annotation, biological process: trans, trans-farnesyl diphosphate biosynthetic process.
AUGUGUACGAGUACUUCGUCAACAAUUGGAAAUCUUUCUGUGCCCUUGGCGAUGGGAAAAAAUGAGAUCGAUGGAUUUAUCGCUGUCUAUCCAGAUGUUGUAAGAGAUCUUACGGUGUUUGGAAAUAAUAACGCAAGCAAAAUGGCUGCAGACUGGUUCGAGAAGGCUCUAAACUACAAUUUGUCACCAACCAAUACGAAAAAUAGUGUAAUUACCGUUUUGACGUACAAAAAUUUAAUGAAAGGCGAUCAACUCACUGCGGAAAACUUAAGAUUGGCGCAUUUGCUUGACUGGUGCCGUGAAUUGCUUCACUCUGUCAUCCUCAUCACUGAUGAUAUCAUAGACAAAGGCAUAAAACGUCGGGGUCAGUUGUGUUGGUAUAAAUUGGAAGACGUUGGUUUCAAUGCAGUGAACGAUGCGCUCAUGAUUGAAAAUGGCAUCUAUAAACUACUAAAAAAACAUUUCCGUCAUUUAGACUGCUAUGUUGAUCUGGUCGAAUUGUUUUGUCAAAGUAUCUUUAAAUAUAUGACUGGGCAGUCAAUGGAUAUGCUUGCCGGUGGAAGGAGUGUGACCACUUUCACCAGAGACUUAUACGAUGAAAUUGUAAAGACCAAAACUGCCAGCUACUAUUUCUAUUUACCCAUGGCCGUGGCUUUACAUUUGGCGAAUGUUAAAGACCAAAAAGUUUUCAGCGAAUGUGAAGCCAUUGCAAUUGAGUUAGGUAAUUUCUAUCAAAUACAAAAUGAUUUCCUCGAUUGCUUUGCUAGUCCUGACUUCACUGCUAAGAUAGGCACAGACAUAGAGGCCAAUAAGUGCACCUGGUUGGCUGUGGCGUGCAUGGAACUAGCCAACCCGGAACAAAAGUCGCUCAUGGAGGAGUGUUAUGGGCAAAGUGAUCCACAGAAGAUCGCGCGUGUUAAGCGGCUCUACGAAGAACUGAAUAUACCCAGCCUCUAUGCCAAACACGAGGAAGAAACAUACAACAGGAUAAAAAUACUUAUUCAACAGGCAUCGGUUAAGAUGCCACGUGAAGCCUUACAAGAAAUUCUUAACGCAGUUAAUCGAAGAGGAAUUAUAUAA